UUCAUAGGAAAUCACACAAACUCUCCGGAAUCUUGAUAAGCCUCAUUUGGUCACAAGCCUUUAUACCACCUCUCGUGGACGUCCCUGGAUUUGAAGGACAAAGACACAUCCUCUGGUGUCACCCAGUCUGAGAAAGGGUCUUCCAUGUCAGCACUCGUCAGCUCUCCACCUUCGGAUGAGAGAAUGGAACAAAGGGUCACCAGUAGAGGGCUUCUGAGCAUGGACUCAAAUACAUCAGCUUGGGUGACAGAAGUCACAACAAGGAAAGGAAAGGGGGAAACUGCUCCUGGAACUUUCAACGAAAAGGACCUGACGCCGAACCUGGUGAUCCUCAUCUCUGGCAUGGUUGGGCUCGCAGGAAAUUCGGUCGUGCUCUGGCUCCUGGGUUUCCGCAUGCGCAGGAACGCCUUCUCCGUCUACAUCCUCAACCUGGCUGCAGCAGAUCUCCUCUUCCUCUGCUGCCACCUUAUAGAUUCCCUGCUGGUAGUCCUCACGUACUUCCAUUCCCACGUUUUCUUCCUCCCCUGCUAUAAGACCGUCAUGAUGAUUCCCUACAUCACAGGCCUGAGCAUGCUGAGUGCCAUCAGCACCGAGCGCUGCCUGUCUGUCCUCUGUCCCAUCUGGUACCGCUUCCGCCGCCCCAAACACACCUCAGUCACCGUGUGUGUCCUGCUCUGGGCCAUGUCUCUGCUGAUGUGCAUUCUGAACAAGUCUUAUUGCGGUUUGAUGGAUCCCAAGGAAAAGACCGCCGAGUGUCUGAGAGCUAAUUUUUCCACGGCUGCGUGCCUGGGUGUUUUAGUCCUGAUCCUCUCUGGGUCCAGCCUGGCCAUACUGCUCAGAUUCGUGCGUGGCGGCAGCAGGCAGGUGCGGCUGACCAGACUGUAUGUGGCCAUCCUGCUCAACGUGCUGGUCUUCCUCCUCUGUGGCUUGCCCUUGGGCGUCUACUGGUUCGUGUUAAUCUGGAUUCAGGAUAAUUUUAGUGAUAAUUUGCAAUAUGGGCUUUACCUGACCUCGGUUGUCCUGUCCUCCGUGAACAGCUGUGCCAACCCCAUUAUUUACUUUUUUGUUGGUGGCUUCAGGCAUCAGCUGAGGAGGCAGACGCUGAAGCUACUUCUGCAGAGGGCUCUGCAGGACACCCCUGAGGAGGAUGAGCGUGGAAGCCGAGCUCCUCAGGGAACCGUGGAGAUGUCAGUGAGCAGGGAGGAGCAGUGAUGAAGAGCUCCUCCCUGGUCAGUCACAAGUGUCUGUCGACACUGCCCGGCUACAGUGGACAGUUACCUGCACUACUUUUGGCGUCAUGACCCCUGAGAUGCCUCAAUAAUUCCACAAAGACUUCAAACACAUUUAUUUUAACUGAGACUUUUUUUCUUAUUUUCUUGGAGAAAACAGUCUGAAAUAAGAACAUCUCCAU
Molecule: messenger RNA, 1411 nt
Organism: Fukomys damarensis (Damara mole-rat)
Lineage: Eukaryota; Metazoa; Chordata; Mammalia; Rodentia; Bathyergidae
Product: mas-related G-protein coupled receptor member A
Exons: 2
Coding region: 145-1212 (355 amino acids)
Biological process (GO): G protein-coupled receptor signaling pathway
Cellular component (GO): membrane
Molecular function (GO): G protein-coupled receptor activity
Source: RefSeq, a predicted model, not a curated record